CAUUCACCAUGAUACCCACACCUCCCGUUGUGCCCAUCCCUGGACUAGCCCCCGCGCUUUCUUUCUGAGGCUGGGCUCGGCUCGAUGCGAUAUGCGAGAGCACAUUUACUCAAAUGGAAUUUUGAGCGAGGGCUUGACCUCCAUAGCGCUGAUGCGAGGUGUGUUUGAGGUGGUCUUGCAGACGAGUCGUGUGCGUGAUCUGCAAUCUGCGAUCUGCGCUCAGAGUCACAGUGUGGUUGAUCGAGCCGUCGGCAGUUACGAGCAAGAGGGGGAAAAUGUCUCGCGGGCGCAGGCAGAGAGUGCACCGCCUCCGACGCACGCCUCGCUCGAUCGAGAUCGAUGCGAGAAAAUAGUUACGAGUCGUCGUGGAUGGCCAUGCGGCAGGGCAGGCACGCGGCAGCAGGCCUGUUCUCACCCCUCGAGGAUCCGCUUGGGGGUCUGCAUGAUGAGGCCCAGGCUGAUUGAUGGCUGUGCAGAGAUCGAUGCACGGGUGCAGCGGUUCAAGAGCUUCGCGAAUGCAAGCGUACGACUACUUGGAACGCGUGAAGAGGCAAAGGUUAUCGGGGAGUCUCUUGUUCAUCUGACCCAGCUCUGAUGAGGGCUUGAAACUUGGUUUGUGAUGAUGGCUGUGAUGUUGUUGGUGAUUGUGGAUGCAGAGCACCAGUCAGGUGAUGGGCGAUGAGCAAGGUGAUCGAGGCUCGAAGGGUGAGCGGUGCCGCC
This is a messenger RNA of Ceraceosorus guamensis, 720 nucleotides long. RefSeq lists its product as hypothetical. The coding region runs from base 92 to 595 and encodes 167 amino acids. The transcript has a single exon. The record is from RefSeq and is a predicted model, not a curated record. NCBI's taxonomy places the organism in Eukaryota, Fungi, Basidiomycota, Exobasidiomycetes, Ceraceosorales, Ceraceosoraceae.